Molecule: messenger RNA, 4211 nt
Organism: Acyrthosiphon pisum (pea aphid)
Lineage: Eukaryota; Metazoa; Arthropoda; Insecta; Hemiptera; Aphididae
Exons: 23
Coding region: 872-4168 (1098 amino acids)
Source: RefSeq, a predicted model, not a curated record
UAUUUUACUUUUGUCAGAGCUGCAAGCCAAUUGUUGUGAUAUAAAUGAUAGAUCAUUUGUUUGCUUACUUAAAGCAAAUGAAUCAGAAAGAUGUGACUGUGUAGAGGGAUAUCAAACUGAGCUUGAUUUAUUGUUUAACAAUGUUCCUCAUGAUCUACGUCAAAAGUUGUUGCUUAGAUCUUUAGCUGAUUUUACUUCAGAAGAAAUCAUCAAACUUCCAACAAGUCUUAUAUAUUUUUUACCGAUAAAUAAGUUAGCCGUAUUAUCUGGUACUCAUCUUGCGUCUCUCAUAAUUGCACAUGAAGAUCAUACACCAAUAGCUAAGAAAAUCCUUCAAUCUAUUCAAACAGAUAAACAGCGCAUUGAGUUCUUAAAUUUUUUAGUUACAAAGGUAAUAACAAAUGAUAAAAUACUAGAUUGUAUUGGUGAAACAGUUUAUAAAUGGAAUUAUGAUGUGAAAGAUGGUAAAUUUCAUAAGUUAUCAAAUAUAUGUGGCUACGCUUUGGCUAGACUUUGGACACCAUAUGUCCUUACCACAACUAAAAGUAUUAGCACACGACUGUUGACUUUGUUGGCUGAAGUAGAACAAAAGCAAAAACAAAGGACAUUAUGCAAUAAAUAUACAACAAUAAAUUGGAAAAAUGUACCUAAAAGUGUUAGAAGAUUAUGGUCAUUUUUGUCAGUCAAUCAAUCCUAUCCCAAUCCAUUAAGCAAAUGGACAGUUAAACAAACAGCUCUACAGUAUACAUUUUUGUUACCAGAUUUUAAUAACAAUGAACUACUCCUUAUACCGUUUGAUGAAUUCUCUAAAAAUGCACUAUAUGACAUUGACUUUGAGAUUUCUCAAGCUCGAUUUUUAUUUUCAUUGUUGAUGGAAAAUAGCACUUUAAAAGAUGUGAAGAUACUGCAUCCAACAUUCUUUUUUAAAUUGUCACCAUUACAAAUUGAUCAAUUUAAACCAGAAGAAUGGGCUAAAGAAACUGUAAUUUCGUUAUUGGAAAAAACACAUUUAAGUUAUUCAGCUGCUAAACAAAUAUUUAAUAAAAUUGCUAGUGAUCGUCUGUCGAAAAAACAUAUAAGUGGAUAUUAUGAAUGGUCAUCUGAUGACUUGCGGCAUCUUCCAUUGAUAUACACUCAACCAGCUACUUCAUUCUUGAAGUUUUGCACUACUCCGCCAAGUAUUCAAUCGUUUAUUGCUGUUGAUUCUUAUAAGCUGACUAAUAGACAAGCUUUUUAUUUGAGUGGUUGUAGUAGUAUGUUGUCAUUUCCUUCAAAUGAUCCAAAACUUUUACUUGAUUUGAAAUAUAUGAUUAAAGCAGUUCCAGUUUCCAGUCUAUUAAAUAUUGAAGAUGGUAAUAUAAAUUAUGCAGUAAUAUCUCACUUGGUAUCUUUAGUUGAUGAUCAUAACUUACCAAUGGCUCUUUAUCUUUUGAAUAUAGCAAAUCCAGUAAAACAAACCUGCUUCAUUAAAGAAAUGCUGAAGAAUAAACACAAUAUAAUUUUUGAUCAGUUAGCUCCUUUGGAUGUACCAGGUCCUAUAUUUGAUAUCCUCAAACAAUUAUACUCAAAUUAUACUGAUAGAAUAGACGAAUUACCGAAGCAUAUACUGAAUGUAAUAUUAGAAGAUAGUGAAUUACUUGUCAAAUGGACUGGUAAUGAUUCAGCAGUCAUUAAAGGUCUUUACAAUGGGUAUACAUGUAAUUUCAUAAGAAGAUUAAAUAGUGUACAAUUCAUUAUAUUAAUCUCAGACUAUAAUGCAUACCUAAAACGAACAGGAAAAGUUUUUCCUAAAAACUUGCAAGUUUGUGUUGCCGAAGCAUUUAAUAAUUAUCUCAAGUUAAAAUCAAAAUUAACAGCAGAUGGUACCAUUGAUUUAUUUUUAGAAGCAUGGGAAGUUGAAGCAGUGCAAGGAUUUGUCUUGACAACUCUUCCUGUUGAUGUUAUUCUAAAUUCAAAUUUGAGGGAUAAUAUAUUGUAUUCCAUUGGACAAUUAAGUUUACCUGAACUAAUGAUUGCAUCUCAACCACAGAAACUGUCAUUAAUAGUUGACCAAUAUAUCACAGAUAGUCUAGGAAAUAGGUCUGCCUUGAGUUUUGAGCAUUUACAUAUACUUGGAAAUCUAAUCCAUUUUAUUCCUACAACCUAUUUGAGUGUAGUGGAUGAACAAGCAUUUAAAUUCAUAGUAGAAACUGGUUUAAUUGAUACCAGAAUUUGUGUUGAUUCAAUAGCAAAAGAAAAAUGGGCUGAUUUAUUAUUAAAAGCUUUUGGAAAUGUUGAAAAUUGGUCGAGUGAUACUUUGGUAACAUUGUCUGAUCUUCUUAUUGUAUUAGACAAGGAUCAAUUAAAUGCUAUACCAGAUAUAUCACGUUUAAACUCUUCCGAUAUUAUACUAACUAGGUACGCUGAUGAAAUUGAAUUUUUAUCGAAUAAUAUUCCAUUUUAUAAGGGUUGCAUAUUAACUUUGGGUGAUCAGUAUAAGGAUUUUACUAAUUCUUUAUCAACUCUAAUUAAUUUCUACUUAACUUCAAUGCAGAUUCAAUUACAAAUGAUCAGUCCAAUUACUUAUAACUUAAACGAUCAAAAUAAAAAAGUUAUAAUGUCGUCAGAAGCCAAAACAAAAAUGUACAAACCAAAUGUCUUAAUUUCAUUACCAAAGUCCGGUGAUUUAAAUAAACUAUCACCAAAAACCAAUAUGUUUAACAAAUUUUUCGGGGGCAAAGAGAAACAAGAUGUUAAUGAAUCAACAUUAAUCUUAGAAAUUAGAAAUCUUAGAAAUUCUACUACUUCAAGUCCUAUAUCUUCAACACUAAAUUCUUCAAAAUACAACCAAAGUUUAAAAAAUGUAGAAAAUUAUCAGUAUACUGAAAAACCAUUUGACCUGGCAUUUAUACCAUUACUUAGUACUACUAAUAAUUAUAGUAAAAUAUCAAAUAUUAGAAACAAUACUGAUUACAAAAAAAAAUUAACAAUAGAUGAUUCUAAAUUGAUUGUCAAUGCUCUUCAUUUACAACAUGUUGCAGAAAAUAGAAAAAAAUUUCAUGAUGAUUUUAAUACUGAAGCCUAUAAUAUUACUUCAAACCAAUCUCUUUUAUCAGAAAUUGAUGAAAUAUCAACAAUGAAAAAUGGCAAAUCAUACAAAAAUUAUGGCCAACAAAAAAUAAGAUCUUUGAAACUAUUUUUUGAUACUGAAGUGCAAAUUAGUUGUGAAGCAUUGAAAAUGUUAGGACCGUCUUCAGUUACUUCCCUCCAGUUUGACUCUAUUAUCCACUCUAUGAGUGAUCAGGAAUUGGAGAAUUGUAUUGAUUUGUUGGGUUCAUUUGACAUCAACCCUGAAUUAGCUAGACACAUUUGGUCUAGAACUAAAGAAAAGGCUGCUUUACACACGUAUGGUUCUGUUUUGUCGGGAUUAUCGGUAAAUGAUAUAAAGAUACUAGACUUGAACAUUGAUAGACCUUGGUCAUUGGAAUUAAUACAUUUACUUUCUAAAUAUGUAAAAACUGAUAAAAUUCGUGAGGAGAUAAAAAAACAAUUUUUAAAAAAAUCAAAAGCAAUUAUGCCUUCUCAUUUAUGGGGAUCAUUUGGUUCAUUGAUAUGUGAAUUACCACCUCAUUAUUCCAAAUUAAUUAUGCCUAAUAAAGAAUUAUUCUGGAAAACAAGCUCAGCUUUCAAUACCAUAACAUCUUGUGAUAUGCCUUGUAUAAUUAAUUUAGCAUCAAUAGCAGUUUCUGUUAUUGGACAAUCAAAUUCUUGGAAAACUGCCGAAGUGGAGCGUAUGGGAAUUAUUCUCUCUGGAAUUAACAUCACUCAAUGGCAACUGUUAUUAAACUUUAAUCCAGAAGCAUUAGAAGGACUUUCUUCAAAUACUAUCAAAUGUCUCAAUGAACAACAAAUCAAGUUAAUGGACGGAUCCCAUAUGAAAUAUUUAACACCCAAAUCUGCAAUUGCAAUACUGGAAAAUCAUUCUGAAUUCUUAGAUUUUCGAACAAAAGAAACACUAUUACAAUUAGUGAACUUCGAAAUUAAAGUGAAUAAUAGUAUUAAUGUUUUUGAAAGUACAAACUAUUCCAAUGAAAUGCAAGCACAUUCUAAAGCUCCUGUAAUACAUGUGUUAUCUUUUUCGAUCUUAUUUGCUAUCAUUAUAGUAUUUUUCUUAAAUAAUACUAUUUAAUAUUGUGUAUUUAUAAUUAUUAUUGAGCUUAUUGAGUUGUCUA